Molecule: messenger RNA, 537 nt
Organism: Lycium barbarum (goji berry)
Lineage: Eukaryota; Viridiplantae; Streptophyta; Magnoliopsida; Solanales; Solanaceae
Exons: 1
Coding region: 1-537 (178 amino acids)
Source: RefSeq, a predicted model, not a curated record
AUGGCAGCUCUCACUAGAUGUUUCUCUCUUUUCUAUAAAGUGUAUCCCAUUUUGUUCUGUUCAUGGCUUCUUCAAGUGCUAAGGUUCAUGAUACUAGCAACUAUUGUCUUCUGGAACUCAUGCAGAUAUGCGAUCGCGAAUUACAAGUAUAAGGAAAUGUUAAACAAGAAGAGCUCUAAAUUUGUGUUUAGAAGAAAGAAGCUUGUGGGGAUCUUUGAUCAAGCUUCAAUUUAUUGUGCAAUAUGCUUAUCAGAAUUCAAGCACGGAGAAAAGGUGAGAAAGCUGGAAACUUGCCAGCAUACAUUCCACGAAAACUGCUUGGAGAAAUGGCUAAUGCAGAAGGAUAUAAAAGCAACUUGUCCACUUUGUAGGAGUGUGAUUAUAUCAGAGGAAAUAGAGGAGUAUAAAAAAUUAGAUGAUGAAGGAAAAAGAGAUCAUAGCUUUGAGAAAGAGCUAGCUCUUCUCUUGCUAUCUUGUUUGAACAGAGGAUAUUGCUAUCAUAGGUUUUCCAGUUUUAGGGUUUUCCUUCCGAGGUAG